Molecule: messenger RNA, 1356 nt
Organism: Gamsiella multidivaricata
Lineage: Eukaryota; Fungi; Mortierellomycota; Mortierellomycetes; Mortierellales; Mortierellaceae
Product: mitochondrial carrier domain-containing protein
Exons: 5
Coding region: 184-1065 (293 amino acids)
Biological process (GO): mitochondrial ATP transmembrane transport; mitochondrial ADP transmembrane transport
Cellular component (GO): mitochondrial inner membrane
Molecular function (GO): ATP:ADP antiporter activity
Source: RefSeq, a predicted model, not a curated record
UCCAUCGGAAUAAUGCGUCCUUUCAAAUUAUUGGCGCUCAGGAAUGACUGUCCGUUUGAAGCUGAGUCUGUGAUAUGCUUUCUGAAAUGCUUGAGGUAUCUCGUGUGCAGCGUUCCGAAGUCUUCAAAUGGGAUAUGGGUGAGGCUAUGAAAUUGCCCUUCGCACGCUUGUAUCCUGCAGACGAUGGGAGGAGUGUCUGCCAGCAUCUCCAAGACCGCCGCCGCACCCAUCGAGCGUGUCAAGCUGCUCCUCCAGAAUCAAGAUGAGCUGAUCAAGGCUGGACGUCUCUCUCACCCAUACCGAGGCGUCACUGACUGCUUCAAGCGCGUCGUCGUCGACGAGGGGUUUGUGUCACUCUGGCGCGGCAACGGCACGAAUGUGCUCCGUUACUUCCCUACCCAGGCCUUGAACUUUGCAUUCAAGGACUACUUCAAGGCCAUGUUCAACUACCAGAAGGACAAGGACGGCUAUGCGAAGUGGCUGGCCGGCAAUCUGGCCUCUGGAGCUGCUGCUGGCGCCUUCUCCCUGACCUUUGUGUAUUCGCUUGACUAUGCCCGCACGCGUCUCUCCAGCGACGGGAAGGGGAAGAAUGGGGGCUCGCGCCAGUACACGGGUCUGAUGGACGUGUAUAAGAAGACCCUUGCCUCGGACGGCAUCGCGGGCCUUUACCGUGGAUUCUCUUUGUCAAUCGUCGGCAUUGUCAUCUAUCGUGGAUUGUACUUUGGAUUGUACGACUCGAUCAAGCCCUCCAUGCCUGGCGCCCUUCAAGGCUCCUUCAUUGCCUCGUUCAUCCUUGGCUUCGGCGUCACCAACCUGGCCAGCUUGGUCUCAUACCCUUUCGACACUGUUCGCCGCCGCAUGAUGAUGACCUCGGGCGAAGCUGUGAAGUACAAGUCCUCGUUUGAUGCUUUCAGACAGAUUGUCACCCAGGAGGGCUACAGAUCCCUCUUCAAGGGUGCUGGAGCGAACAUUCUCCGCGCGGUCGCUGGAGCUGGCGCCUUGUCUGGCUACGAACAACUCCAGGUCCUUGUCCUUGGCAAGGCCUAUUACGGCGGGUCGUCUUAAGGGACCUUCGCUGCUGUCGAUUCCCUAUGGACCGUAUUCUGCAUUCGUCCGGGUUCUGAAUACUCUCCCACUCGCUCAAUCUCACUCUCCACUCAUUACGUUCUGCUGCUACGACAGAAUAACUCCCCUCUCUUUUAUGAUACUGUUCUCUGGCCGCCAUGAGAACUAUUUAAUAAAUAGCGAUCUGAACGCAGGGAAAUAUCGCUUUUUAUUACAAAUAGUAUGAAGUACAACUGGUAUAAAAUAUAUGUUAUUUUCCGAAAUCGAGCAUCCCAGGCCAGCCGAGGCGUC